Molecule: messenger RNA, 1755 nt
Organism: Diaporthe amygdali
Lineage: Eukaryota; Fungi; Ascomycota; Sordariomycetes; Diaporthales; Diaporthaceae
Product: trna-pseudouridine synthase
Exons: 1
Coding region: 1-1755 (584 amino acids)
Biological process (GO): mRNA pseudouridine synthesis; tRNA pseudouridine synthesis
Cellular component (GO): cytoplasm; nucleus
Molecular function (GO): pseudouridine synthase activity; RNA binding
Source: RefSeq, a predicted model, not a curated record
AUGGCCGACUACAGCAAAUGGACCAAAGACGACCUCGUGGGCCGCAUCAAGCAGCUUGAGAACGAGCUCAAGUCCCGCAGUGGCGGCCUGCAGCCCUCGAGCUCAGAGAAGCACCAUGAUGUAGAAAUAGCGUCCCUGCCAGGCGAGCCCGCCAAGAAAAAGGCGAAAAAGAAGGGCAAGGGCAUGGACCCGACCAAGUACUCGCAGCGCUUUGUGGCCCUCAAGCUCGCCUACUUGGGCAAGAAUUACAACGGUUUCGAGUACCAACCGACGGGUGUCAUGUCCACCAUCGAGGAGGAGCUUUGGAAGGCCCUCGUGAAGGCGUGCCUGAUCUUCCCGGACCCGGAGCGGCCCAACGAGGUCGACUGGACCUGCUGCGAGUACUCCAAGUGCGGAAGGACGGAUCGCGGCGUGAGCGCAUUCGGUCAGGUCGUUGCGCUGCGAGUGCGGAGCAAUAAGCCCGUCAAGGGCAAGAGGAAGCCUCAGGCCGCGGCUGCGGGUCAGACGGGUUCGGACGAUGUUCAGAUGGGUGGGACGCCGGCUGCUGAGGAGGCGAGUUUGGAGGGCGAAGGGGAGAAGCAGGAGCAGAAGCAGGAGGAUGGUGAUGACAAUGAAACGCCACUGCCGGUCGACCAAGAGAUCCAAUACUGCCGCGUGCUGAACCGCAUCCUGCCUCCAGACAUCAAGAUCUACGCGUGGUGCCCGAGCCCUCCUCCAGACUUCUCGGCGCGGUUCAGCUGCCGGGAGAGGCAGUACCGCUACUUUUUCACACAGCCGGCCUUCGCCCCUCUACCAAACUCCCUCGAGGCGAAUCACAACAGCAGUAAAAACAACGCGAAGUCAGCCUCGUCCUCACGCAGGCCAAAGGACGGCUGGCUCAAUAUCGACGCCAUGCGCAAGGCGGCAAAGAUGUUCGAGGGCGUGCAUGACUUCCGCAACUUCUGCAAAGUCGACCCCUCGAAACAGAUCACGAACUUCGUGCGGCGGAUCUUCGAGUCGGAUAUCGUCGAGGUGGACGGCAUCAACACCGCGGUGCCGUACCUAGACAGCCCACAGUUCCGCGACCCCACCGCGGCCGCAGGCGUGGCGCACCCCAAGGUGUACUACUUCCACGUGCGCGGGUCGGCGUUCCUGUGGCACCAGAUCCGCUGCAUGGUGGCCGUGCUGUUCCUCGUGGGCCAGGGCCUCGAGGACCCGGGCGUGGUGGCGGAGCUGCUGGACCCGGAGCGGCACCCGCGCCGGCCCAACUACGUGCUGGCCGAUGACAGGCCGCUGGUGCUGUGGGACUGCAUCUUCGGGCGGGAGAACGGCGAGGGCGCCGCGGAUGAGGUCGACUGGGUGUACGUCGGGGCCGACAACCCGCUGAGCCUGCUGGGCACCGGGGGUGUGGCUAACGACCUGUGGGAGUACUGGCGCGAGAAGAAGAUGGACGAGAUCCUGUCUAACCGGCUCCUAGACUGGGUGGCCACCAAGACGGGCGUGGAGCGCGUCACCGAGGCUCAGAGCCAGGUUCUCCAGAAGACCAAGAUGGGCGCGAGCACGAGGGUCUACGAGGGGGGAAACGGGCCGCGGUUCGUGGGCGCAUACGUGCCCCUGCUGAAGAAGGAUAAGCUACAAAGCCCGGACGAUCUGAAUGACCGGUGGGCGCAGCGCAAGGGCUUCAAGAACGCGGAGGAGAUGAGAGGGGUCGGCAACUGGAGGGACGCAAUCAAGGAGAUGAAGAAUGGCGCCGACGAGAGCGUGGGCAACGAAUAA